UUACCUUUGACUUUCCCUUACUUAGAUUUCUUGCUUACUUAGCAGCUAAUACUUAAGGAAGAUUAUUCAUCUGACAAAUAAAUUGGCUCAGUGAUUUAUUGUUUUUGGCUCCACUCGGCAGCCGCUCACAGCUUACAUCACAACUUAGGCUUGUUGUUGUUGUUUACAUUCGACUCUGCAAGGAAACAGAGGAGGAGGAGUCAGAGUUCAGAGACGAUCUGUGCGCUCACAGCGAGUCCUGCAGCUCUCAGUGCAACACCUGCCACCAUGUUGGUUUCUAUUAUCCUCCUGUGCGUUUGCGUUUGGUUCAUCAUCCUUCAACUGAAAUCCCGGAGGCCCAAGAACUUCCCCCCGGGACCCCCCGCCCUGCCCGUACUGGGGAACCUCUUACAUCUGAGCCUGGAGAAUCCUCUGAAGGACUUUGAGAGGCUGAGGAAAAAGUAUGGAGACGUCUACAGCCUCUUCCUCGGCCCCAAACCUAUGGUCAUCAUCAACGGGCAGAAUGUGAUAAAGGAGGCUCUGGUGACCAAGGGAAUUGAUUUUGCUGGACGACCAGAUGACCUGUUCGUCAAUGACGUCACCCAGAGGAGAGGCGUGGUCCUGGCGAACUUUGGCGCCAGCUGGAGGGAUCACCGUCGCUUCGCUUUGUCGACCAUGAGGAACUUUGGUAUGGGGAAGAAUUCAAUGGCGGACAGGAUCCAUGGAGAGCUACAAUACAUUGUGGAGGCAAUGGAAAAAAACGUUGGCAAAAUCGUGAAUCCUGCAAUUCUGGUUUACAACACGGCCUCCAACAUCAUAUGCCAGGUUCUGUUCGGAACUCGCUUCGAGUAUGACGACGAGUUCAUCAAAGUGAUCGUUCAGUGCUUUAGAGAAAAUGCCAAGAUGGCAAACGGACCCUGGGCGAUGAUGUACGACUCUUUUCCACUGAUUCGUAACUUGCCGCUGCCGUUCGUCAAGGCCUUUGAAAAUUUUAAGGUUGCUGUGAAAUAUGUACGUCAAUUCCUGGACGAGCACAAGAAAACCAGAGUUCCUGGAGAUCCACGUGACUUAGUUGACUGCUAUCUGGACGAACUGGACAAGAGAGCCGGUGAGGAUUCUCCAUUUUCAGAGGAAGAACUCAUUUCGAACUCCCUUGAUCUUCACUUUGGUGGAACUGACACGACCUCCAACACCCUGCUCACUGCUUUCCUCUACCUCAUGGCCUACCCACACGUACAAGAGCGUUGCCAGCAGGAGAUAGACGAGGUGCUGGAAGGGAAGCAUUCGGUCACGUAUGACGACAGACAUAACAUGCCAUACAUGCAGGCUAUGAUCCAUGAAGUGCAGAGGAUAGGCAACAUCGUUCCACUCAGCGUCUUCCACUCAACGACCAAAGACACCGAGCUCAUGGGAUACUCCAUUCCCAGGGGUACGUUGGUCAUCCCUAACCUGGGCACAGCCCUGAAAGAGGAGGGACAAUGGAAAUUCCCUCAUGAAUUCAACCCAGAAAACUUCCUCAACGACAAGGGAGAGUUUUUCAAACCCGAGGCCUUCCUGCCUUUCUCUGCAGGUCCUCGGAUGUGUCUGGGAGAGGGUCUGGCUCGUAUGGAGCUCUUCUUCACCUUGGUGACUCUGCUGAGGAAGUUCAAGUUUGUCUGGCCUCAGGACGCAGGAGAGCCAGACUUGACUCCGGUCUACGGGAUCACCCUGUCUCCCAAACCUUACUGCAUGAAUGUCCAGCUCAGGGCGACACAGUAAGAAGCUCUGCACACAAAUAAUCCAGUCAAUAUUAUCUUAGCUACCUCACAUUAGCUUUUAAAUCAUAUCCUUGUAGCUCAUCAUUUAAAAAAAAGAACACAUCGUACAUAUACUUUACAAAUGUAUGAUUGGGUUAGGGUUAGGGUUAUUUGAUGAUUGUAUCAAAUGCAUUUAUAUAUGUAAGUGAUCGAUGGGAUUGAUGGGCUGGAAAAUAAACGUCAAUAUUGAGACAAAAUGUUUCCUUCUUAUGUCUCUUAUUCAUGUUGAUGGACUCUCUGAUGCUCUUGUAUCCCAAUUUGAAUACAAAGCUGCUUUCAGACAUGCACUGAACUCGGUGUUCUCUCCAGAGGAGCUGCAUGUGUGAACGCAAAUGUCCGAGUGAGUAAGACACCGACGAAGAUGUCAAGAGAGUUUGUGGUGAUAAGAGUUGACAUAAUAGUUAAUACGUCACUUCCUGCCUCUGCCCUCUUCCCCUCUCACCUGAAUAAUGUGGAGGAGUUGUUGCUGUUGUGAACCACGGAUCAGAUUAGUGUGCCCUGCACUCUUGUGGCCUGAGAAGUGCACAACACCAUCUUAGAAUCACCAGAACAACACUCAUGUGUUUUUCUUGUUUUAUGUACAUGUUUAUAACUUUAUUCCCAUAGUGCGCCACCUCUGCACGGAUCAAGGAAUACAAAAAUCUCCUGUCAACCAGGCAGAUUGAACCUUAAUGAAAAUAAGAGGAAAGAAAAGUUCACAUACAGACACAAAUCCUUAAAAUGGCUUUAGUUCUGUCAGCUUCAUGAAACGUAUGGUCUUAACAGGAAAUGUCACAAAACUACUGCUGUUCUAUGAACCUAUUAUAUAAUUAUAGCCUGCGUGGGUUUUCUAACUCUAACUAUUUAUAUAUUUGAGGCUAGACAUGACAACGCUCUUACUUAAUAUGUUGUGUUAUGUAUAGAAAUAGCAGCAGCUGGAUGAUCCUGCCUGGCUCAUUGUCCACAUGUCACUGAAAGCACAACCCAACACAACUAUUCCUUUAACAAUUGAAUGGUACGAUGACAAAGUGAUCUUAAAACCCAUUUUAUAGACUUGCUUUCAUGGGAUGUUUUGUUUUUAGUGUUUUAUGGUUAUUUUUUAUUUUCACCUUUUAAUUUUCUUGGUCACUUAUUUUUCUUGUCAUAUUACUGCUUUUAUGUGUUCUAGAUUUUAUUUUUCUUACUUUGUUGUAAGAGCACUUUGUAAACUGUAAAAAAGUGCUAUAUGAAUAAAGUUUAAUAUUAUUUGUGUUUCA
Hippoglossus stenolepis (Pacific halibut) is the source of this 3010-nucleotide messenger RNA. Its product is annotated as cytochrome P450 2F2-like. Gene Ontology annotation, cellular component: intracellular membrane-bounded organelle; cytoplasm. The record is from RefSeq and is a predicted model, not a curated record. The coding region runs from base 268 to 1737 and encodes 489 amino acids. Gene Ontology annotation, molecular function: heme binding; oxidoreductase activity, acting on paired donors, with incorporation or reduction of molecular oxygen, reduced flavin or flavoprotein as one donor, and incorporation of one atom of oxygen; iron ion binding. Gene Ontology annotation, biological process: xenobiotic metabolic process. The transcript has 11 exons. Lineage: Eukaryota; Metazoa; Chordata; Actinopteri; Pleuronectiformes; Pleuronectidae.